Messenger RNA from Cyphomyrmex costatus, 1503 nucleotides. RefSeq names its product retinol dehydrogenase 12. The record is from RefSeq and is a predicted model, not a curated record. NCBI's taxonomy places the organism in Eukaryota, Metazoa, Arthropoda, Insecta, Hymenoptera, Formicidae. The transcript is spliced from 4 exons. Bases 310 to 1287 code for a protein of 325 amino acids.
GGCACUUGUGAUGUUGCAGUGAUUAUUUUCAAUUAUUUUACUUGAGAUUGUCCGAGAUGUGGAGUGUUUGAAGAUAAAAUUUGCCCUUGAAUUGGUAUGUUCUGUGCGUUUGGUUGCAAUCAUGCUGUUGUACGCGACAAAUUAGAAGCUCCAUUCGGUUGGAACCGACGUGAAAGCGCGUAAUUGUGUCAUGUUUAACGUUAGUAUGUAUUAGCGACGUUUAAGCCAGCGACCAACCACGAUCAACGUGUGUUACAUUUCGAACAAACAAAAUAGUCUCAUGCCGCGAGAUUGAUAGUCACCGUCAAUAUGGUAUCCUCGUGGUGUUACUUCAUACUUCCGAUGGUCAUGCUGAUCGGCUUGCUCCGUAAAUGCCGAGAGCGCACUUGGGGAAGGUGCAAGAGCACCAGCAAUCUACAAGGCCGGGUGUUCCUUGUGACCGGCGCCAACUCCGGCAUCGGCAAGGAAACGGCGAAGGAACUGGCCAAGCGAAAAGCCACGAUCAUCAUGGCCUGCAGGGAUAUACAGAGCGCGAAGAAUGCCAUAGCAGAGAUACGCAGCAAGAUAUCUACUGGCGAACUGAUUCCUAUGAAGCUGGAUCUUGCAUCUUUCUUAUCGAUCAGAGAAUUUGCCAAUGAAGUGCUAAAGAAAUUUUCUGAAAUUCAUGUAUUGAUCAAUAAUGCAGGGGUAUAUGCACCUCUGAAAGAUCGUGCGUUGACAAAAGAUGGAUUUGAGAUUCAUUUUGGAGUCAAUCAUUUGGGUCACUUUUUGCUCACCAACUUACUUUUGGAUCGUCUGAAGGAAAGUGCUCCUAGCAGAAUAGUGAUAGUGACAUCUAAGCUUUUGGAAUCUGGAGUAAUAGAUUUUUCAAAUUUGAACGGUGAGAAAGGUUUACCAGUAAAAAGCAGAAUGAAUCCUGGCUAUUGUAAUUCAAAACUUGCAAAUGCAUACUUUGCCACUGAGCUUGCAAAACGAACAGAAAAUACCGGCGUUAAUGUUUACAUGGUAUGCCCUGGAUUUACUUACACUGGUUUAUUCAGAAAUGUGAAAAGAAGCUGGUUUCAUUACAUCAUUUUCUCGCCUGUUGCUCUUAUGUUUCUACGCACUGCAAAUCAGGGUGCGCAAACGGUAUUGCAUUGUGCAACUGAACCGUUACUGUCUGAAGAAAGUGGACAUCUGUAUCGCGAUUGUAAACUUUACGUCUCUAAAAAAGAUCUGGACCCCGAAGUAGCACUCCGUCUGUGGGAAGUAAGUGCGAAAUCGACUGGUUUGAAGGAGAUUUUGUAAAAUAGAUGAUUUUAGAACACACGCGCAUAUUGUAUAUGUACAAUUGACAGUAAAACUGCUGUUCUGAUGUAGUGAGGAAUUGCGCAUAUAUAUCGAGAACCUCUUUUCUCAAGCUGAUUGGUUAAAUGGUUGAAAAGAAAAAUUAUGAGACUUUUAAAGGAAAAAGCUCGAUACGCAAUCUUAUUACAUGUGAAUUAGAAAGCACUUUUACUCUUC